AUGCGCCAAAUCAGAAAAAUGUACAAUGGAUAUGCUAUUGAAUUAGCAUUAUCAUUAUUUGGUUUCACAGCUGGAAUGGAAAUGUAUUCGUAUAUUAGUUUAAAAAACUUUAAUAUUUUUGCAACAUUUUAUAAAUUUCCAACAAAAAUUGAAGAAAAUCUAUUAAAGUCAAGUAAUGUUAUGGGCGCAAUUGGGGGUGGAAUUAUUGGUGGUGAAAUUGCUGAACAUUUUGGAUUUUUAAAAGCAUUAAAAUGUCUUUGCUUAGUUUGGAUUAUUGGAGUAAUGCUAUGUUUCAUUUCAGAAUCAAUUCCAAUGUUAAUUAUCGGAAAAGCUAUAAAAGGUGUUGCAAUAGGUAUAAGCACAGCUACAAUACCAGUUUAUCAACACGAGAUCAUUCCAUCAAAACGUCGUGGUAGAAUGUUAACCUUGUUCAUUUUUUCAACUUGUUUAGGUAAUUGUUUUAUGUUCAUUCUACCAAUGAUUUGCUUACCUCAGCUAAAAGGAUUUCAGUAUUUGAUUUUGCAUUGGCUAAUUGAUUUAAUUCCAUUAAGUUUUGCAAGUUUAGCUAUACUUUUCGUACCUGAAAGUCCCAAAUUUUUAGCUGAAAAUAGUAAAUGGAGUAGAGCCGCAGAUGUAAUUGAAAGUAUUGAAGCAAAUAAUUCAGGACAAGUUUCAGCUAACAAGUUAAAUUCAGAAAGAGGUAAACUUGGUGAUAAACAUUUUGUAAUUAAAAAAUAUCCAACUGCAAAUAUUAAAACGUGCUCUAUGAAUAAUUUAUUUGGUAAAAAAUAUAUCAAAGAAAUAAGUACUGGUAUCUUACUUCAAUUAUUGGUUGACUUUAUUGGAAUUACAAAAUUAGUUGAGUGCUUCAACUAUAUUUGUUUUGCUUGUCAAAUUAAAAGUUUAAAUGAAUUAAAAAUGGUGCAAACCUUUGAUUUAGUUAUUAGAACUGUUUUCAUGUUGGUCCCAAUAUUAAUUAUUGAUGCAAUGAGAAGAAAAGAUGUAUUCGUGUUUGAUUGGGUUUUAAAAGUUGAGUUUUUUGACGAAACUGCUUCUUUAGUUUUAGCAUUGACAAUAUUUAUGGAUAUUGUUUGUAAUGCAAUUGUAUUACCAAGUUGCUGGUUAUUUAUAAUAGAAAAUUUUUCAUCAACUUCAAGAAUGAGAGGUUGGGUAGUCAUCACAAGUUUACAUUGGUUGUUUGAAUGUUCAUUAUCAUUAAUUUUUCCAUUUUUACUUCUGCAUUUAAAUGGGUGGUUAUUUUUCAUAAUUGUUUUCAUCUGCUUAUUUGGUACUGGCUUUAGUUGUUUCAUCACUGAAACCAAGGACAAAAGUUAUAUUGAAGCUUGCCCUAGAAGUGAACCAAUUGAAAAACCGAAAUCAAAUGAAUUGCGUUUCAAAGAUACUCAUGAUUUAAAAUGA
Messenger RNA from Lodderomyces jiufengensis, 1419 nucleotides. RefSeq lists its product as uncharacterized. The record is from RefSeq and is a predicted model, not a curated record. Lineage: Eukaryota; Fungi; Ascomycota; Pichiomycetes; Serinales; Debaryomycetaceae. Gene Ontology annotation, cellular component: membrane. The coding region runs from base 1 to 1419 and encodes 472 amino acids. The transcript has 3 exons. Gene Ontology annotation, biological process: transmembrane transport. Gene Ontology annotation, molecular function: transmembrane transporter activity.